AUGUCUCAAGACUCAUCAGGACUAAAACAAUCAAACGGAAAUACUAAAGAUCCACUUGUUGUAAAAUUGGAGGCUAACAAGCUCCGACUAGGAUGCACAAGAGACGACUAUAGAACAUUGCAAAUUAUUGGGAAGGGUUCUUUUGGACAUGUCUUUUUAGCAUACUCAAUUCAUGGAAAUCAACCUCAUGUCGCUAUAAAGAAAAUAGACAAGGAAUUACUACUGAAUGACUAUAAUGUUGAUCGUUUAAAUAGUGAAAUAACUAUUCACCUGAAUAUGAAUCACGAAAAUAUUGUGGAAUUAUAUCUUUAUUUUGAACAAAAUAAUUCUUAUUAUCUAGUGAUGGAGUAUUGUAAAGGAGGUGAUAUGUAUAAAUUCUUGAAAAAACAAAAAACCUUUAAUGAAGCCCAAUCAAAACAUUACUUGACACAAAUUGUGAAUGCACUGAUAUAUUUACAAUCGUUCGGAGUGGUUCACAGGGAUCUCAAACUUUCUAACAUUUUACUAACUGAAGACCAGCAACAAAUCAAAUUAUCAGACUUUGGACUCUCCACAAAGCUUGAUAGUGUUGAUGGAGAGCAAAGCACUAUUCUAGGAACGCCAAAUUAUAUGGCCUAUGAAAUUGUAAAUAAGAUGAAUUAUGGAAUGAAGGUAGAUAAUUGGGCUCUAGGUUGUAUAUUAUUUACAUUUUUGGUUGGUGAAUCUCCAUUUGAUGAAGGAAGUAGAACUCAAACGUUUGAUAAGAUUAGAAAAUUGGAUUACAAGAUUCCUGAUUUUGUCUCUAAAAAUGCAAGAGAUUUGAUUGAAAAACUUCUGCAUCCAGAUCCUACCAAACGUAUUUCCCUUAUCGAAUGUAAAUCUCACCCUUUUCUAAGA
Messenger RNA from Naegleria gruberi, 876 nucleotides. RefSeq lists its product as uncharacterized. Lineage: Eukaryota; Heterolobosea; Eutetramitea; Acrasida; Naegleriidae. The record is from RefSeq and is a predicted model, not a curated record. Gene Ontology annotation, biological process: protein phosphorylation. The annotation marks the transcript as partial. The transcript is spliced from 3 exons. Gene Ontology annotation, molecular function: protein kinase activity; ATP binding.